Daphnia magna is the source of this 2485-nucleotide messenger RNA. Its product is annotated as lachesin. The coding region runs from base 255 to 1658 and encodes 467 amino acids. The transcript has 13 exons. NCBI's taxonomy places the organism in Eukaryota, Metazoa, Arthropoda, Branchiopoda, Diplostraca, Daphniidae. Gene Ontology annotation, cellular component: neuron projection. The record is from RefSeq and is a predicted model, not a curated record.
CUGGACUCCACUCGCUACUAGUCUCUCGGUGCGGCCAGGAGGUAUAGUGAAAAGAGUCAAGUUUAUCCCAGGUCGCGUGUUGCAAUCAGAAAAAUCAGAGCUUCUUUUCAAAAUAGCCUCCGUACAAUCGUUUGAAUUUGGUAGUCUUUAAAUCCAAUUGCGCUUGAAGGCAACUGCUGAUUUGCGGGUAUUUAAAAACAAACCCCCCCCCCCCCUCAACAAAAAAAAACAAAUUGGGAAGGAAAUUGAUCAAAAUGACAACUGAUUUCCUUGUCGUCUGUCUACUGUUAUUCACCACGUAUCCAGUCAGCGGCCACUUGGAACCGGAAUUCGUGGACGCAGUUCAGAACAUCACGGUGCCCGUCGGUCGGGACGUCAAGUUCUCCUGUCACGUUCGACACUUGGGCACCAGUUACAAAGUGGCAUGGAUUCACUUCGAACGAUCGGCUAUUUUAACGGUUCACAGUCAAGUGAUAACACGAAAUCCUCGAGUGGGAGUGUCACAUGAAAAUCAUCGGACGUGGCAUUUGCACCUCAACGAUGUCCAGGAAACCGACAGGGGUCGUUAUCUUUGCCAAAUCAACACAGCCCAGGCCAAAACUCAAUCUGCUUAUUUGAAUAUCGUCGUCCCGCCGACGAUCGAAGACAGCGCCAGCAGCUCGGACGUGAUUGUGCGCGAAGGUAGCGACCUAAGCCUCACCUGUCAGGCUCGCGGGUCCCCAACGCCGUCGGUCAAGUGGCGCCGAGAGGACGGCCGUAAAAUCUCAACCAACAAGAGCUUCUCUAGCACGGAAGUGGAAGGCUCGAGCUUGGAACUCCAGAAAAUCAGUCGGCUGGAUAUGGGAGUCUACCUCUGCAUCGCCUCUAACGGUGUGCCCCCAACGGUCAGCAAGAGGAUCUAUGUCAGCGUCGAUUUUCCGCCAAUGGUUUGGGUACCUCAACAGCUAGUGGGUUCUCCGCUGGGCGCAACUGUGACCAUCGAAUGUUGGCUGGAAGCUCAUCCGGCUGCGCUGCACUAUUGGGCACGACCGGACGGCCAGGUGCUUCACGAUCCGACCAAGUACAGGAUCGAAAGUAUUAACGGUGUCACGGCGGCAGUGCCGCAGCAGCACAUGAACGCCACCUGGCCAUCCUACACCGUCUCGUCCAACAAUGGAUUUCACGACAAGAAGAAAAAUGUUGCCGGUGAUGCCCCGUUUGCGACACCCAACAUGAACCCAUCGUCCUACAUGACCCAUCUGAAAUUAACCAUUCGCCAUUUGACUGUGCGUGAUUACGGACCGUAUCGUUGCGUCGCCAAGAAUCCACGAGGAGAGACGGACGGAACCAUCAAGAUCUACCAAACUGAUCGGACGGGUCACCUGGUCAAAACCGUUCAGAACACUGGGGACACAACCAAAAUUAAUAUUUUGACAAGCACGGAAUCGGCUGAAGACUUGCAGACGGACAAGCAGGUGGCCAACGGAAAUAAUGGAGGAAUAAAAAACAUGAGUAAUGCACCUCGCGAUUCCGGCACCAAUCCUCGUCCGAUAAGUCGUCAGAAAGAAGCCUCAUCUUCAUGCCCUGGUACAACAGUUGUAAGGUUUUGGUUACCUUUCUUGGCUGGAUUGGCAUCUCAGCUUUGCGUUCACUCGAUUUCCUCAUCGCUGGGCAGGUGAACCGGCGUUUCUCACCGAAUAGAAAAGCGGCUAUUUGUCGAAUAAAAGUUCCUACACAAUAAUAAACCCGGUUAUGCCGAGAGGUGUGUUUGUUUUCUUCUCGGCAUCUCCUUUUGUAUCAUUUUUUUUUUACGAUGAUAAUCUCAAGUCACGGUGAUGAAUUAGUGAAUCAAUAGAAUUGGAAAGUGGAAGUGACACGAAUGUUUUCGACGAUUUCGAUUUGUAUGUUGUAUUUGAUGCGAGUUUUAUCAUCCACUUCAAGAUUUGAAUUACUGAAUUCUACGCCAAACUGAGACCUACUACAGGGAUGUUGAAAGUGUAGGAGAAGACAAACAGAUCUCUCAUCGUUGCGGCACUUCUACCUUCCUUUGGAUCCACGUCAACAAAUGUUUUAGAUCCGCUUUUGUUAUGGACUACACGGUCGCUGUUACAAGGCCACCAAUUAAAAACUCUCGACAAUUUGUUUCCCUUUCACUGCACCGUCAUCAGAAUCCCCUCUCUACGUCUUUUUCAACGAAUAUCCCAAACUUUUCGGAAGAACCUUUUUCCCGUUAUUGUUUCACUUUCCCCCCAUUAGGUUAUUAUUUUUGACUUCCUUUGCUCAUCAUCGUUAUUCUUCUGCCCUCUCUUUCACUGCAUUCAAAGUGUAUAUAUUUAUACAGAAUAUAUUCGAUUUUCCGGUUCAGAGAAAACGAGACGCUCCCUUCGCGUUGACGAUAUUUGGGAAACGGCUGUUGUCAUUGCCAUUUCCGUUGCCCGUCUACUCUUUGUUGAUAAAAUCUCUGUACUGUGCAUCUUCAUCGAAUACAUUGGCAACUGUCACAUCA